This is a messenger RNA of Capsicum annuum, 2760 nucleotides long. RefSeq names its product zinc finger CCCH domain-containing protein 34. NCBI's taxonomy places the organism in Eukaryota, Viridiplantae, Streptophyta, Magnoliopsida, Solanales, Solanaceae. Bases 649 to 2118 code for a protein of 489 amino acids. Gene Ontology annotation, molecular function: metal ion binding; mRNA binding. The transcript is spliced from 7 exons. The record is from RefSeq and is a predicted model, not a curated record.
GACGCUAUGGUGUCGCGUACUAUUACAGUUUGUUAGAUUUUUCUUUCUUUUGUAAACUAUGUUCUUUUUCUUUGUGAUUGCAAAAAAAUAUGCCAGUGAUUCCAAGUUUCAACCCCCUCCACCUCCUUCUAUUAAAGAGAAAAAAGAUCACAAAAACUUUUACAGCCCCCUUCACCUAUCCCCACCCCGCAUAAAAAAUCACACAGAAAAACAGAAAAUACAAUACACAAAAAGGCUAUUUGGUGAGAAAGAGAGAGCCAAAAAUCAGUCUGAAAAAACACACACACAGUGAGUGAGUGACUGACGAGUGUGAGAUAUAGAGAGAGAAAGAAAAGGCUUUAUUAGAAAAAGAACACAACUCCCUUUUACUUUUCUCUCUCUAAAAACCACCAACCCCCACCCCAACCCACCCCACCCCACCCCACCCCCACCCCCCCAUAACUCCCUACCAACCCCCACGCUACCUCACAGUUGAUCAAAACCAUUUCAUAGCUUCUUUCACACACAGACACAGAAAGACACUCUUCUUCUUCACUCUGUUCAUACAUAUAUUUCAUAUAAAUACAAAAAUAUAUAUAUACGUAUAGUCAUCGUACAUAUAAAUAUAUAUAGGUUUGUGUAUAGUUGUAACAGAGAAAAGAAGGAAAAAUGGAGAGGUACAGUGGGACCCAAGCAAUGGAAGGUGCACCGGUGGAUCCGGUGUCUGAAUGGACUGUUCCUGGCGGAGAGACGGGGCUUGAAGAGCCUAUGUGGCAGUUAUCAGUGGGUACUGGACCAGAAGCAUACCCUGAAAGGCCUAACGAGCCCGAUUGUAUCUAUUACUUGCGUACGGGCUUCUGUGGUUAUGGUGGAAGGUGUCGGUUCAAUCAUCCUAGGGACCGUACUUCGGUUUUGGGUGCAAUGAGAGCUACUGGAGGAGAAUAUCCAGAAAGAAUGGGUCAACCUGUUUGCCAGUACUAUAUGAGGACAGGAAUGUGUAAAUUUGGUGCAUCUUGCAAAUAUCAUCACCCAAGACAAGGAGGUGGUUCUCCAGCACCUGUGACAGUUAACGUUUAUGGAUACCCGCUGCGUCCGGGGGAAAAGGAAUGUUCAUAUUAUGUGAAAACAGGACAGUGUAAAUUUGGCGUCACUUGUAAAUUCAAUCAUCCACAGCCUGCUGGAGCACAAGUGCCAGCACCAGCAGCUGGACCUGGACCUCUGACUGCGCCAGCAGCUGUUCCUGCACCGCACAUUUAUCCACCGGUGCAGUCUCCUUCUGUUCAAUCAGCGCAACAAUAUGGGGUAGUUUCUGGCAACUGGCCAGUUGCAAGGCCUACUCUACUUCCUGGUUCAUAUAUCCCUGGGACUUAUGGUUCUAUGCUUCUUCCCCCAGGGAUGGUUCCUCUACCAGGUUGGAGUCCUUAUCCGGCACCUGUUAGUCCGGUUCCCUCCCCAAGUACUCAACUUCCCGCUGCAGCAGGUCCCAUUUAUGGGCUUUCUCAACUAUCUCCUUCAGCACCAGCCUAUACAGGACCGUAUUUAUCUGUUCCUUCUUCAGCCGGUCCUUCAAGCAGCAGUCAGAAGGAGCCUGCGUUUCCAGAAAGGCCCGGACUUCAAGAAUGUCAGUAUUACAUGAAGUAUGGGGACUGUAAAUAUGGAUCUUCUUGUAGAUACCAUCAUCCACCUGAAUGGAGUGGACCUAAAACAAGUUUUAUCCUCAGUGCAAUGGGCCUCCCUCUUCGUCCGGGUGCACCAAUUUGCUCUCACUUUGCACAAAAUGGAGUCUGCAAGUUUGGGCCUUCUUGCAAGUUUGACCAUCCAAUGGGAAUGAGUUAUAGUUCAUCUUCUUCUUCUCUUGCUGAUAUGGCUGUUGCUCCUUACCCUGUGGGAUCUGCUGUUGGUACUUUGGCUCCAUCAUCCUCAUCGUCAGACUUGCGGCCUGAACUCGUAUCUGGAUCUGGCAGGGAUGGCUUCUCUACCCAACUAUCUUCCAUGAGCAGUGCAAGCGGUUCAGUUGGUUCAAUGUUUUCAAAGGGCGGUCCUUCUCAUUCCGGUGCUCAGAAAUCUGUACAGAGUUCUAAUCCUUCCAGUAGCAGCAGCAGCGCAGGCCAUGGAAGUGAGGGUCGCACAUCAAAUUGAGAGAAGAUUGAGUGGUCACAUUUUUUCUGUUGCUCAAUGAUCACUUGACGAGCACUUUAUUUUUGGUGAUAGUCCCGCUUAGGAGGAUUUUAUCCUAAUUAGUCAUCUUGCUUCUUUCAAAUCCAGAUCUAGCACACACUCUAGUUCUGUCCAUCUGUUGUUCAUAAGGCCACCUCUUUUCCUCAUUUCAAAUAAGUGAUAAUCCAUCCUUGAAAGGUCCAACUACCCUCAGUAGAGGUUUGUAGCUAGUUUCUGAAUAACAAGAAACAGAUACCACCUUCCGUCUUAGAAAUCUGCAACCAUGCCCCAAUUUUUGGACCUUGUUGUGGCUAUUUAUAUUGUAGUCUUUUUAGGGAGAGAAAACAUCCCUCCUACACCGUUGUCCUUUGAAAUUUGCUUUCACCUAUCCUCCUUAGUCUCCUCUUCAAAAUUGGAAUGAAUACCAAGGUCUUCUCUUUAUUGUGAAGAAACAGUUGAUCUUACAGAUCCUGAACCAGACAAUGUUUCAUUGUCUCUUAUGGGAUAUUUGAAAGAUACUUGUGUUGUAAUAUGGGGAAUAGCUCGAAUUUAUCAUCAAAUACAGUUAAAAAUACCAAGUAACAACUUUGACUUUGUAAGAAUUGCAUCUUUUAUCUUUUUCAA